AGAACAAACCUCGGUGCACGAAGCAGCUCGCUAAUAACUGCCCUGUCUGCUCUCUCCUUUAAUGUUUCUUGUUAGCCUCUACGGAUCGAACAUAAAUUGCUUCGUUCAUACCCCAGUGACUACCUGGUCAGAUCUAGAAAGAGGACCAGGCGAGGCUGCCACAUAGCUAAGCUUCUCGCGUCGUACAGCUGCACGACGACUGGAGUCCCGGGUGAUUCAUGCCGCUGCCGGGUUCAAGUUUGAUCCUCUCGCCCGACGUCAAGUAUUGAAGACCCUCCGCUGUUACAUCCUACUCCACUCGAAGGGGGUCAAUCUGGAAAAGUCGCACGCGCACGCACGCGCACUUCAUCACUCACUCGCGUCUCGCGGCAGGCACAUCUACAUCCGCGCAAGCGCCUCAACCCAACCCAUAUCGCUUUCUUUCUUUCUUUUCUUUUUUGGCCCACCAUGGGGGAACAGUUCAACGUCGGCCUCGACUCCAAGCUGUUCCAGCCCCUGUCCAUCGCCGAUGGCAAGAUCCAGCUCAAGCACCGCGUCAUUCAUGCGCCGCUGACCCGAAACCGUGGCACGCCCUUGAGCACCGAGUCGACGGCAGAGAACCCCAACCGCAUUUGGAUUCCCAAUGAUAUUGUGCUCAAAUACUACGAGCAGCGCACCACCGAGGGAGGCCUGCUCAUCUCCGAAGGCCUGCCCCCUUCUCUCGAGGGCAAUGGCAUGCCUGGUGUGCCUGGGAUUUUCAUCCCUGAGCAGGCCGAUGGCUGGAGAAGAGUGGUCGAGGCCGUCCACGCAAAGGGCGGAUACAUCUACGCCCAGCUUUGGCACUCGGGGCGCGCAAACAUCCCGCACCUGACGGGCACUCCCAUCGUGGCGCCAUCGAGCGUCCCGUGGGACGAUCCGGAGGAGCGCUACCCCUACCCGCCGCCUCACACGUCGACGCAGGUCAAGCUCGCGGACCAUCCGCCCAUCGAGCUGACCGUCGGGCACAUCAAAAAGACCAUCCAGGACUAUUGCGAUGCGGCCAAGACGGCCAUGGACGUUGGCUUCGACGGCGUCGAGCUCCACGGCGGCAACGGCUACCUGCCCGAGCAGUUCCUGAGCUCCAACUCGAACAAGCGCAACGACGAGUAUGGAGGCUCGCCAGAGAAGCGCUGCACCUUCGUCAUCGAGUUGAUGGAGGCUCUCGCCGAGACGGUCGGCCAAGACAACUUGGCGAUACGGCUCACGCCGUUCGGCCUCUUCAACCAGGCCCGCGGAGAGCAACGCGUCGAGACGUGGAGCCACCUCUGCCGAGAGCUCAAGCACCGCCUCCCCCGAUUGUCCUACGUGAGCUUCGUGGUCCCGCGCUACGAGCAGAUCUUCUCAGAGGCCGAGAAGCAGAAGUUCCUCGACUCGUGGGGCUUGCCCAACGUGAAUCUCAACCUGUUCCGUGAGAUCUGGGGCGACACGCCCUUCUUCUCCGCAGGGGGCUUCAACGACACAAACGCUUGGGGCCAGGUGGAGAGCGGCCAGUGCGAUGGCCUCCUCUUUGGACGUUACUUUAUCAGUAAUCCGGAUCUGGUGGACCGGCUGCGCAACGGCCUGCCGCUCACCAUGUACGAUCGGUCGCGAUUCUACGGGCCGUUCGAGGACCCGACGAUUGGCUACACCGACUAUCCGACAUAUGCGGAGAGCAAGGAGGGACGUUGACCCUCCCCCCUGCGCGGAACUCGGGAGCGUCUUCCGUUUGCACCCUGCGGCGCUACUGGUGCGCCUGGCAGGGCAAAAUUCCAUGUUGGUCACUUUUCAAUCGAGCAUUUAUUCUUCAGCUGGCGCACGGGUCACCUUGCCCAUGUCGAAAGCCACUCUAUUGGUUGGACUAUGUAGCAGUAUAUCUGGAUAUUUUCGGCUGAGCGGCGGGGCGUUUUCAAGAUUUGUCUCAUCUGUUGAUGUGAUGAUGUAGGGCCCAGUGUGAUGUGACCAACAGUGAUCCCGCCAGCUUCUCAAGGUUCAUGUUGGCCAUCCUCCAUGCAGGUAUCUUGUAUCGUGUCUGGUUUCACAUUGAUCAGUGAGGCAUCACUGGUUCUGGACCGCGCUCCAUCAAUCCGCGUUUCAGUCCAUGGCGUGACAACCUACAUGUAUGUAGACCGCGACCACUGAUCCCUCAACUGCUCUGGAAGCACAAAGGUGCUCGCUCCUUUCAUGUCGCCGAUUGAGCAGCCCAGGGGUGUUUAACUACUCUGGUGCGGCGAGAGGGG
Messenger RNA from Purpureocillium takamizusanense, 2234 nucleotides. RefSeq lists its product as uncharacterized. Bases 448 to 1686 code for a protein of 412 amino acids. Lineage: Eukaryota; Fungi; Ascomycota; Sordariomycetes; Hypocreales; Ophiocordycipitaceae. The record is from RefSeq and is a predicted model, not a curated record. Gene Ontology annotation, molecular function: oxidoreductase activity; FMN binding. The transcript is spliced from 2 exons.